Molecule: messenger RNA, 675 nt
Organism: Pezoporus occidentalis (night parrot)
Lineage: Eukaryota; Metazoa; Chordata; Aves; Psittaciformes; Psittacidae
Gene: HSBP1L1
Product: heat shock factor binding protein 1 like 1
Exons: 4
Coding region: 100-306 (68 amino acids)
Biological process (GO): cellular heat acclimation
Cellular component (GO): nucleus; cytosol
Molecular function (GO): transcription corepressor activity
Source: RefSeq, a predicted model, not a curated record
UUCCCUCGCUGCCUCUCCCGCCGGCGGCUCCAGGCGGGGCACUCACCUGCCCGCCCCGCCGCAGCCAGGGAGGCGGACGGUGGAUCGGAGCCGGAGCCGAUGGCGGCCGCCGACCCGCCGGGCGCCGGAGACCUCUCGCAGUUGGCGGAAAACCUGCUGAAUCAGCUGCAGGAGAAUUUCCAGGCUCUGACUGAAAAGAUAACGCUGAGAAUGGAAGAAAUGGGUGAGCGCAUUGAUGACCUUGAGAAGCACGUUGCUGACCUGAUGACAGAGGCUGGGAUAGAAAACACCGAUGAAAAACAAUGAAAUGGGAUGUGAUCAAGAAAGACAAAGGGAGAACAGCACUGCACUGGAUUGGGGAGUUCACAAUGGGUGUUGCUAGACAUGAAAAAUGUUAAUUAACAUGCUUGCAUCAUGUCAUGAUAGUUAUCUCUUUAAAAAAAAACUACCAAACCUACUGUCCUGUAGAAAGCUUGGUUUAUUCAUCUAAAUGGGAUGCUGUAUUUCCUGUCAUAAAGAACAGCUAGUUUCAGGGAAGGCAAAACCACUAUUUUGGAUAGAAAACUAUAUCCUACAUAGUGAACUUGUCCAGUCACUAACUUCUCCAAUGUAUGAAAAUGUAUUUCAUUUAUUUCUAUAACAUUAAAAUUUCCUUAUUUUUUGUUGCCUUUUUAA